AACUACAGAGGGAAAAUACGUAGGCUAUGUAUUACACCAAGUGGUGAAACGAGGGGGAAAGUUUUUUAUUUUGAUUUAUAUCGCCCCGAUUGUUGGCACACAGCGGGGUGAUUUAAGGGCAGGCCGAAAAAAAGACUGUAGGAUGUGGAUCUGGUAUCUAUUACUUGGUUCGGGAUCGGGCACUGGCUCGGUUGAGAGCCAGCUCCUCCCUGGGAACAACUACACCACGGAGUGCAACAUUCCCGGGAUCUUUAUGUGCGGAGAUGGGAAGUGCAUCCCAGGAGGCUGGAAGUGUGACGGUUAUCCUGACUGCUUUGACUCCAGCGACGAGAAGGGAUGCCCUAAGGUGAGGUCCAAAUGUGCGCCCACCUUCUUUGCCUGUGCUAACGGGAUGCACUGCAUCAUCGGACGCUUCCGCUGUAACGGCUUCAACGACUGCCCCGACGGCAGCGACGAGGAGAACUGCACUGGAAAUCCUCUGUUGUGUUCAGCCGCACGGUUUCACUGUCGGAAUGGCCGUUGUGUAGACCGCAGUUUUCUCUGUAAUGGAGAAAACAAUUGCCACGACAACACAGAUGAGGAAAACUGCCUGACCACUGAACAGGCUCCCGGGGAGGACGUGGUGACCCUGGACUACCGGCUGCGUUACUACCCGAGCAUCACCUACGCGGUCAUCUGCAGCGCCGUCAUCUUCGUCCUGGUGGUGGCGCUGUUGGCCCUGGUGCUGCACCACCAACGCAAGCGCAGCGUGCUGCUGCCGCGCGUGGCCCGCGUCGGGGCCAGAGGCGGGCCGCACCACCAGCCCCUGCUGCUCUCGCGCCUGCUCAUUGUGGAGCGGGGACACGCCCAUCACCACGGCAGCGGCGGCAUCAGUCCAGGCCACGCCCUGGCCGCUAGCCCCGCCUCUCCGCCGCCGGGGCUGCAGCUGCUCGCUAGCGCCCUCUACCCGCCGACAUCGCCAUCGCACGCGCCCCCCUCCUACUCACAGGCUGUGCUGGAUGCCAGUAGGCCUCCAUGGUUUGACCUGCCCCCUCCGCCCUACCUUCCCGAGGGGGAAGUACCAGCCGACAGAGAACUGCCCAGUUACGAGCCCCCCCAGCCCGCUACUCACCGAGAACACCCCCACCGGACUGGCCACACCCCCACCGAGGAGAGUGACCAGCUGUAAGCCUGAGUUUGGGCUGCAGCCAGAGAAAGAGAGAGACACUUGAGGAGAGAAAUGGACGGACUGCAGAUCUCUUGCCUCAAACCCUGCCAGACAGCUCCCUCUGCUGGAUGUCUGGUGGUAUGACACUCACAAUCCCCCUUAACAUGGAGAGUUGGUUCUUUCUGCCUCCCCCCUUAACAACCUUCUGUAAGAGAGGAGGACAAGAGACUGACCCUCAUGCUUGCAUACGCUACAGCAGUUCUGUUCACUUUUAAAGGGUUCAAGUGGAACCAUCUGGAAGGACUCUCUUGUGAGAUGGACAACAGAGUACCCGAAGAGGAACAUCCCUUGAGCAGAACAUAGCCUGAGACGAGCACAAGACGAGCACUUAUGCCUAGAGAUGUCUUUUUUUCCCCCAAAGGGGACUAUGUCACGUUAGCUGUGUAAAGUGUCACAGACAUGGGCAAUAAUAAGAUGUGUCUUAUGUUAGAGCGUAUGUGGUGUACAGUAUAUAUGUGUAUAUAGUGCUAGGGCAUGAGUAUCUUAGCCGUGCCGGACCGAACGUGGCCGUAGAGGACAGAGCAAGUGGCUGGCUCUGGAGGUGCGCCUCAGGCAUGGUGUCACACACUACACGCCUAUCCUCAACUCUGGUACUCCUGUGCCCAUCAGUUCUCAUCUCAGCCUACAGCCAACCUUCAACCUGUAAGUAAUGCAGGGUAUAUCGCUACACUCCUGACAGCUAGAUGGCAUCUAGAACCUCAGUGGUUGUCUCCAUGGAAGAAUAUUCUCGAAUGUGUUUUUUUUUAGGGUUCUACAGCAUCCAACAAAAGGCUCUUUGCUAAGAAGACGUUGCUUCUGAAAGCCUUAAGGACCCCAGAAAAUCCUGUGGGUUGUUUGUGUUUGUGUCUGUGUGUCUGUCUGUGUGUGUGUGUGUGUGUGUGUGUGUGUGUGUAGGUCUGUGUGUGUUUGUGUGUAAGUGUUUGUCUGCAGUAUGUCUCUGUGUGUGUGUGUGUGUCUGUGUCUGUGUCUGUGUCUGCGUGCGUGCGUGCGUGCGUGCGUGCGUGCGUGCGUGCGCACGUGCGUGCGGCCUUCCAAAAUGUGCCUCGGAGUCUGGUCGAGACGAAGUCUGGCUCUCGUCCUGUCCAUCUCGGUCCCAUUCAUCACUUGGCAUGGGCAGUUUUCUCCCCAGUGGCUGCCUAAAGCGCCGACUGCCUAUCUGAUGGAGUGGGAUGCUUUUAUCCUUCGGUGGAGGUCAUUUCCUCCCAGUCAACCGAUUUGCCACUCCGCUGAUCAGACGCCUGGUGUCGGCCUGCAUCUUUAUUUAUUUCAAGUCUUUCUUUACAAAGGAGCACAGACCUCCUGCGAGAAGGGGCGUUUUGUGUGGGGAACUCUAUUACAGUAGGGUUCAGCAAGAGCACCUUCAGAAAUAUGGAGCUGUGCACUUUAUGUCUUACGAACUUAUUCCUAGCAGUUAUUUCAUCACACGCACACACGCGCACACGCGCACACACACACACACACACACACACACACACACACACACACACACACACACACACACACACACACACACACACACACACACACAUACACACUAUCUCUCGGGAAAUCAUUGCCUUAUGGUGGCUGUCUUGGCCGAGUCACCCAAGUGCCACUCAUUUGCUUUGGAGUCGAGGAACAUUACUGGUUUAUGCUGGAUUCUAACCCCUCACUCUCCCACCCCCCAACUCCCCAAAAUUCCAGCCAGACGCAUCGGUGCAGACAACCGUUAAAUUAAAAAAAUCAAACUCAAACUGGUGACAAUCUAAGUCAAAAUCAAAGAUGUGACUUGUCAAAACUGCCAUCGAAAUGUACUGACUCUCUCUUCUAGAGCAGAAUUUGCAUUUAUCCCAGAGUUCACUCAAGUCCAGUGCAGUCAUCUCAUUUCUUUAGGGUGUGAUACCCUGGCAGGACUUUAGUCAGCGUGACUACAUAUCAACGUAUUUAAUAAUAAAUGACCAAGUUAGGAUCUAGACGUGAAUCAGUGCGUUAGCUCUCAAUUGCAUGACGAUUAGCAUACGGUGAUUUACUAACAUGUAAUGUUUUGAAACAAUGAAUCGCAGCUCAUUGUGCUAUGAAGUAUAUUGUUCAAAAAAAGUGUCAUUUUGUUCUCAUUAUCUGUAAUGUGCUCAUUUUGCAACAACUCCAAGUGUUUACUGUAAUAUGAUCUACAGUUGUCCAUGAAAUGUGAAUGUCACUUGCUUCAUUUGAUUUCAAAAUCAUGCUGGAUCUCUUGAAAUUUAGCCAGUGCCUGUGGAUUAGUAGCAACUGUGCACACAGUGUGUGUGUGUGUGUGUGUGUGUGUGUGUGUGUGUGUGAGAGAGAGAGAGAGAGAGAGAGAGAGAGAAGGAAAGCAGGACAUUGCAUGCAAGAUCAUCUCAACAUUGUAAAUCUUCCACACUAAAAUUUGAAACAUUACUGUUAUGAUCGAACACUAACACAUUUGAAAUAACACUUUUUGAUGCUCAUGCACUCAACAGAAGGCAAAAGAUGACAUAUUGUCACAGUAGAGUUGUGAUAUGGAUACAUAGAUACAUUUGAAGGAUAACUGACAGCUAUACCAAUGUGUAUUGUUGAAGUGGAAUUCACCCGUUAAGCCUUAGUAGAUUGCAAAAGAGAGCAUUUUGGUCAUGGAUGAACUGCUGAUCUUGAGUCAGAUGUCACUUACUACUAUGUGGUUUAUAUUCCAGUGUUUCUAGAUUCAAGGCUGACAAAUCAAAUACACUAAAAUCAACAGCCACUACCAGUGCCAGGCCCUGUCCCCCACCCCCUCUCCUUCUUCAUAAUAUAUGACAAUAAAUGUAU
Messenger RNA from Sardina pilchardus (European sardine), 3991 nucleotides. RefSeq names its product low density lipoprotein receptor class A domain containing 3 (gene ldlrad3). Gene Ontology annotation, molecular function: protein binding. The transcript has 6 exons. The record is from RefSeq and is a predicted model, not a curated record. The coding region runs from base 143 to 1168 and encodes 341 amino acids. Gene Ontology annotation, biological process: receptor-mediated endocytosis. Gene Ontology annotation, cellular component: plasma membrane. NCBI's taxonomy places the organism in Eukaryota, Metazoa, Chordata, Actinopteri, Clupeiformes, Clupeidae.